Alternaria arborescens is the source of this 1809-nucleotide messenger RNA. RefSeq names its product Transcriptional repressor. Gene Ontology annotation, molecular function: protein binding. Bases 1 to 1809 code for a protein of 602 amino acids. The record is from RefSeq and is a predicted model, not a curated record. The transcript has 6 exons. Lineage: Eukaryota; Fungi; Ascomycota; Dothideomycetes; Pleosporales; Pleosporaceae.
AUGAACCACUACCCUCCCCGUGUCAUGGGAGGCCCCCAAGGCAACGAGCCAGCCCAACGCCUCAAUCAGCUGCUCGACAACAUCAAGACCGAGUUUGAAACCGAGUCGCAGCGUAGCAUCGAUGCCGAAGGCCAAAUUUCCCGCCACAUUCAGGAGAUUGAGUUGAUCCGCGGCAAGGUCUACUCGCUCGAACAAUCACACAACCAGAUGAAAGCAAAAUACGAGGAGCGCAUCGCCCAGCUCGAGCGCGAACUUGAAGCUCGCGGCGGCCCCAGUCAGAGCUCGCAGCACCACGGCCCCUCGCAGCCUCAGCCACCUCAGAUUGGCCAUGGACCUAGUAACCUGUUCGGCGGCAUAAUGGCAGGCAGUGCUGCCCAAGGUGGCCCGGGACUGGCACCUCCCCCACAGGAGCCGCCCCAGGGCCAUGGCAUGCCGCCGCAACUGGGAGGUCCCCAAGGCCCACCCGGACUCAACCCUGCUCCUGGCCCACCACAGCACUUUGGCGGCUACCAGCAAGGUCCAUCUGUAAAUGGUUAUGGUCAGCCUCCACAGCCCACUGCCUCCCCUGGUGCUAAGCGUCCAGGUCCUGCUCGUGGUCCUCCCAACGGUCCUCCCAACCCCGCGACUCCCCAGCAGAACAACCCUGCUCCGUAUCCCGGAUCGCCUCAAGUCCCGCGACCAACUCCUCCCCCCAACCAUCAUCAGCAGCCGAAUGCUUUGAUGGCGCCCAACCACAUUCCUCUCAGCCAGAGCAACGUCUUGGCCGACCUAGAUAUCGAGCAGUUGCCAGAGAACCUGAAGAAGGAGGGCAGCGAUUGGUUUGCUGUCUUCAACCCUCGCUCCAGGCGCGUGCUUGAUGUCGACUUGAUCCACAACUUGCCACAUCAGAGCGUGGUUUGCUGUGUACGCUUCAGUUUGGAUGGUAGGUGGGUUGCGACUGGUUGCAACCGCUCGGCCCAGAUUUUCGAUGUCGAGACUGGUAACCCUGUCGCGCAUCUUCAGGACGGAAGCCUUCCCGAGGAUGGCGAUUUGUACAUCAGGAGUGUUUGCUUCAGUCCUAACGGGCAAUACCUCGCAACCGGUGCUGAGGACAAGGUCAUCAGGGUUUGGGACAUCGCUAGCCGCACCAUUAAGCACCAAUUCACUGGACACGAGCAGGACAUCUACUCGCUGGACUUUGCCAGGAACGGCAAGAUCAUUGCAUCUGGUAGUGGUGAUAGGAGUGUCCGUCUUUGGGAUCUGGAGUCCAACAUGCAAGUCUCCAACUUCUCCAUUGAGGACGGUGUCACCACUGUGGCGAUCUCUCCAGACAACCUCUACGUUGCAGCCGGAUCGCUCGACAAGAGCGUCCGCGUCUGGGACAUUCAGACUGGACAGCUUGUUGUACGCCUCGAAGGCGAGCACGGCCACAAGGACAGUGUCUAUAGUGUGGCUUUCGCUCCUUCCGGAAACCGUCUUGUCAGUGGCAGUCUGGACAAGACAAUCAAGAUGUGGGAGUUGUCAACCAACAACCGCUUUGUCCCAGGCGGGCACCAGCCAAGCGGCAAGUGCAUCCGCACUUUUGAGGGUCACAAGGACUUUGUUCUCAGUGUUGCGCUUACCCCACAUGGUGACUGGGUACUGAGUGGUUCCAAAGACCGUGGUGUCCAGUUCUGGGACCCUCACACUGGUGUCGCGCAACUCAUGUUGCAAGGACACAAGAACUCAGUCAUCUCUGUAGCCCCUAGCCCCACAGGAGGCGUUUUCGCUACCGGCAGUGGUGACAUGCGUGCGCGUAUCUGGAGAUUCGACAGAUAUCCCGGACCUUAG